GGCGCCACGCGGGGGGCGCGGCUGGGGCGUCUGGAAGGGCAAGCGCCAAGGGGGCGCGGGCGCCGCCGGAAGCUGGGGCGGGGCGCCCAGCGGGAUGCGGUGAAGGGCGAGCGGUGCGGCGGCUGCGAUGAGUGCCUCUGCGGCCACCGGGGUCUUCGUGCUAUCCCUCUCGGCCAUCCCGGUCACCUAUGUCUUCAACCACCUGGCGGCCCAGCAUGAUUCCUGGACUAUUGUAGGGGUUGCUGCCCUCAUCCUGUUCCUGGUAGCACUGCUGGCUCGUGUCCUCGUCAAAAGAAAACCACCCCGGGACCCGCUGUUCUAUGUGUAUGCAGUUUUUGGAUUUACCAGCGUGGUGAACCUCAUCAUAGGACUGGAGCAAGAUGGAAUCAUUGAUGGGUUCAUGACACACUACUUGAGAGAGGGUGAACCGUAUCUGAACACUGCAUAUGGGCACAUGAUCUGCUACUGGGAUGGCUCCGCUCAUUAUCUGAUGUACCUGGUGAUGGUGGCAGCCAUAGCAUGGGAGGAAACUUAUAGAACCAUUGGCCUAUAUUGGGUUGGAUCUAUUAUUAUGAGUGUUGUUGUUUUUGUGCCAGGAAACAUUGUAGGGAAGUAUGGAACACGAAUUUGCCCUGCUUUUUUCUUAAGCAUACCAUAUACUUGUCUUCCUGUCUGGGCUGGUUUCAGAAUCUAUAAUCAGCCAUCAGAAAAUUAUAAUUACCCCUCAAAGGUUAUUCAAGAAGCCCAAGCGAAAGACCUGCUGAGAAGACCAUUUGAUUUAAUGUUGGUCGUGUGUCUCCUCCUGGCAACUGGAUUUUGCCUGUUCAGAGGCUUGAUUGCUUUGGAUUGCCCAUCUGAGCUCUGCCGAUUAUAUACGCAGUUUCAAGAGCCCUAUCUAAAGGAUCCUGCUGCUUAUCCUAAAAUUCAGAUGCUGGUGUAUAUGUUCUAUUCUGUUCCUUACUUUGUGACUGCACUGUAUGGCUUAGUGGUUCCUGGAUGUUCCUGGAUGCCUGACAUCACACUGAUACAUGCUGGAGGUCUGGCUCAGGCUCAGUUUUCUCACAUUGGUGCAUCUCUUCAUGCUAGAACUGCUUAUGUCUACAGAGUCCCUGAAGAAGCAAAAAUCCUUUUCUUAGCAUUAAACAUAGCAUAUGGAGUUCUUCCUCAGCUCUUGGCCUAUCGUUGUAUCUACAAACCAGAGUUCUUCAUAAAAACAAAGGCAGAAGAAAAAGUGGAAUAAAAAUAUUACUUCAUGUUCCUCCUUUCUAAAUUACUAACUUUUGUUAUACUGGUACUGAUAUUUUGUCCCAUUUCACUCUCUUCUCAUAAAUGAAUACUUAAGAAUAUGUACAUUCUUGCUCUGCACUGUAUGUGUGAGCUAUAUGGUAUUGUGUAAAUUUUUUU
Molecule: messenger RNA, 1404 nt
Organism: Pongo pygmaeus (Bornean orangutan)
Lineage: Eukaryota; Metazoa; Chordata; Mammalia; Primates; Hominidae
Gene: TM6SF1
Product: transmembrane 6 superfamily member 1
Exons: 10
Coding region: 128-1240 (370 amino acids)
Cellular component (GO): lysosomal membrane
Source: RefSeq, a predicted model, not a curated record